CAGCAAGAAACCGAAACCCGCGCCCAACUGUAACUACCAUGGCGGACGCAACGAAAACGCAACGUGACUUUCAUCACCCCUACACGCCGUACUCCAUACAAUUGGAGUUUAUGGACGCCCUGUACGAGGCAGUGGAAAACGGUUGUGUGGGCAUCUUUGAGUCUCCGACUGGGGGAAAAUCUCUAAGCCUGAUUUGCGGUGCCUUGACUUGGCUUCGAGACCAUAAGAGUCGUGAUCUCGAGGCGCAGUUGCAGACUGAAGAUGGAGACUCCGACGAACCAGCUUGGGUCCGCGAGUACGCCGUUAAAGAAAAGAAGGAACAGAUCCUGCGGGCCAAGACAGAUCUCGAGGAGCGGCUGAAGGCCAUUCGGGACAAGGAGGCGAAAGAGAAAGUGUUGAGUCUCCGGGAUAACGAUACGAGAGCGUUUAAGAAGACGAGGAAAAACGUCGAAGUAGAAUUGGAAAAUGAUGAUGAGGCCCAGUUUGUGCUGGAUGAUUACGAAAGCGACGAUGAAUUCGGCUCAAAAAGACAGAAGGAGUCGGAUGAUUACUCGCCGGCGGUGAGGGAGCUCAUGAUGAAGCUCGGUAUGCCCGACUCCGGAGCACCUCCAAGGGAAGAUCCGGAGAUGGAACUACCCGACGAGACGAAAAUUUUCUUUUGUUCACGCACACAUUCCCAGCUCACACAAUUCGUUAACGAAUUACGGCGAGUGGAUAUGCCACCGUCCUUUUCAAGCGGAGACGAAGAGCUGCGGGAACAGAUCAAGCACUUGUCACUAGGAUCACGGAAGAACUUGUGCAUUAACCCUGCGGUCGCAAAACUGAAGAGCGUCACGGCGAUGAAUGAGAAGUGCCUAGAUAUGCAGAAAUCUGGGACGAAAGGCUCCGAAAAGCGGUGUCAAUUCUUACCCACUAAAGAGGAUCAGGUCGUUGUUCGAGACUUUCGGGAUCACGCACUCGCAACUAUCCGGGAUAUCGAGGAUCUUUCGAAGCUCGGGAAAACUAUGGGGACUUGUCCGUAUUAUGCUGUCCGGGCGGCAAUCAAACCAAGCGAGAUAGUCACAUUACCUUAUCCCCUUCUCCUACAGAAAUCUGCCCGGGAAGCACUCGGUAUCUCUCUCAAGGGCCAUGUCGUCGUCAUCGAUGAAGCCCAUAACCUGAUCGAUGCCAUUUCAUCGAUCCACUCAAUCACCGUGACACUCACACAGCUUACACGAUGUCGAGAACAACUGGAAAUAUAUCUUGCCAAAUUCCGGAACAGACUCAAAGGCUCCAACAAGGUGUAUGUGAUGCAGAUCAGUCGUCUCUUGGGUGGAUUGGCAUCUUACCUCGAGGAUUUGAGCAACGGAGGCAAAGAGGGCGAGGUUCAGCCUGGCGAUCUUCUUGCUGCCAAGGGAACAGAUCAGAUAAACUUCUUUAAACUGCAGAAUUAUCUCGCUGAGAGCAAACUGGCGAGGAAACUGGAAGGAUAUCUCAUCCACACAGAGCAGAAACAAGCAGAGCAGCUUCAGCGUCGGGGCAAGCCGGCGGAACAAAACAAGCCCAAGGACUCGGUUCCUAUGCUCACACAUCUCCAGGGGUUUCUGUUGGCUUUGACCAAUCCAUCGGACGAAGGCAAAGUUUUCUACGGAAGGACAGAGACCAAAGAUGCCUGCUUCAAAUACAUGCUCCUUGACCCGGCGUUCCAUUUCCGAGGUGUCGUAGAGGAAGCGAGGUCUGUCAUCCUCGCCGGAGGGACGAUGCAGCCUAUGCAGGACUACACGACGCACCUCUUCCCUUAUCUUCCCAGGGAGAAGAUCCGUACAUUAUCCUGCGGACACGUCAUUCCAAAAGACAAUCUCCUUGCCUGGCCAAUGGCUAUGGGACCCACCAAACGAGAGUUCCAGUUCACGUUCGAUAAACGUAUGGAUCCCAAUCUGAUCGCAGAGUUAGGCAGGGCAAUCGCCAACAUCUGCACGGUGGUACCUCACGGCGUCGUCUGUUUCUUUCCCAGCUAUGCGUAUCUUAGCUUCGUCAUUGCGCAGUGGCAGAAGAAACUGGGCGAGGGCUUGUCGGUAUGGGAUCGGCUCGGCCAGAAGAAAGAAAUAUUCCAAGAGUCGAGCGAGAAGAGCAGCGUCGAGGAAACUCUGGCGGAAUACGCCCGGGAGAUUGAUUCUGGCAAGGGUGCACUUCUGUUGAGCGUUGUCGGAGGCAAGAUGAGCGAAGGGAUCAACUUUAAUGAUAAUCUUGGCCGCGGAGUAGUCAUGAUCGGACUCCCCUUCCCCAACGCGCAGACGCCGGAGUGGAAGGCGAAGCUACAGCACGUGGAAAAGGUUGCAUAUGAUUCCCUCGAUGAAACCUCGGGAUCCCUGUCUCAAAGGCAAGCCCUGGCCAAAGCCGCUGGGAGAGAGUUCUACGAAAAUGCAUGCAUGCGGGCCGUCAACCAGAGUAUCGGCAGGGCGAUUCGACAUAGAGAGGAUUAUGCAACGAUCAUCCUCAUCGACAAACGAUACACCGGUCAGCGCAUCCAGGACAAAUUGCCAGGCUGGAUCAAGACAGGUCUGGUCAAUUUCGAUGUUUCCAAAGGUGAAGGGCAGUUUGGGGAUUUCAUGAAGGGCUGCGGAGCUUUUUUUAGAGGGAAGAAGGCGGGAACGGAAAGGACGGGUUGAAGAAGAUCUGAUCCUGGGAGUUGGAGAGCGCCGACGAUCAUCGGAAGCCUGGCUAUAGGGAGAGCCUGUCGCUGGCCAGUCAUUGUACGGUGAUUGGUCGGGGACAUAGAUCUUAAAGGGUUUUGUGAGG
Molecule: messenger RNA, 2778 nt
Organism: Tricharina praecox
Lineage: Eukaryota; Fungi; Ascomycota; Pezizomycetes; Pezizales; Pyronemataceae
Product: helicase C-terminal domain-containing protein
Exons: 8
Coding region: 39-2648 (869 amino acids)
Biological process (GO): establishment of sister chromatid cohesion; nucleobase-containing compound metabolic process
Cellular component (GO): nucleus
Molecular function (GO): ATP binding; DNA helicase activity; hydrolase activity, acting on acid anhydrides, in phosphorus-containing anhydrides
Source: RefSeq, a predicted model, not a curated record